Carassius auratus (goldfish) is the source of this 1967-nucleotide messenger RNA. Its product is annotated as probable serine carboxypeptidase CPVL. Gene Ontology annotation, molecular function: serine-type carboxypeptidase activity. The transcript has 13 exons. NCBI's taxonomy places the organism in Eukaryota, Metazoa, Chordata, Actinopteri, Cypriniformes, Cyprinidae. The record is from RefSeq and is a predicted model, not a curated record. Gene Ontology annotation, biological process: proteolysis. The coding region runs from base 158 to 1594 and encodes 478 amino acids.
UGGUUUCACUGCGAUCACGUGACACACAGCCCAUAUAGUCAUGUGACUGGGUGCAAAACAAGCCGAUCUGUAUUUACUGUAGCUACUUUAGCUUCAUAUGCCAAUGCAAACGGCUUCUGGAUUCUGAUUGGCAUCUGGCUUCAAGUUAAACUAUAUAAUGCUGAAGGAAACGCUGAGGCUGCUGUUCCUCUGGGCUCUUCUGGAGUCGGUCAGAUCACGCGGGUGCUCCUCGUUCUUCUGCCGGAAAUCACACCGUGUGAGCGGGUCACGCUUUGGAGUUGACCCGGGCAAACCCCUGAUGCUCACUCCCUACCUAGAAGAAGGGAAAAUAGAAGAAGCCAAAAAACUGAGUUUGGUGGGACCCCUUCCUGGUGCCAAUGUCAAAAGUUACUCAGGAUAUCUCACUGUGAACAAGACCUACAACAGUAACCUUUUCUUCUGGUUCUUUCCUGCCCAGGAGAAACCAGAGACGGCUCCGGUGCUGCUGUGGCUGCAAGGAGGACCUGGAGGCACCUCCAUGUUUGGCUUGUUUGUGGAGCAUGGCCCAUAUUUUGUACAUAAGAACCUCACAUUGGGCUAUAGGGAAUUCCCCUGGACAUCACGAUACUCUGUUCUUUACAUCGACAACCCGGUUGGGACAGGAUGGAGUUUCACUGAAGAUGACCGAGGGUUCGCCCAAAACCAGGAUGAUGUGGGCAGAGACUUGUACAGUGCCCUGACUCAGUUCUUCCAGAUAUUCAGUGAGUUCCAGUCUAAUCCGUUCUACGCUACAGGCGAGUCAUAUGCCGGAAAGUAUGUUCCAGCGAUUGGCUACUACAUCCACAAGAACAAUCCCUCUGCCAAAGUGAAGAUCAACUUUAAAGGAAUGGCCAUUGGAGAUGGUCUGUGUGACCCCGAACUGAUGCUGGGAGGUUAUGCAGAUUUCCUCUAUCAGACGGGUCUCGUGGAUGAGCUGCAGAGGCAGCAUGUGCAGCAGCAGACGGAUGCAGGAGUCAAGCUCAUCCAGGAGCAGAGAUGGGUGGAGGCCUUUGAGGUUUUUGACAGUUUACUGAAUGGCGAUCUUGUUCCUUAUCCCUCAUACUUCCAAAACGUCACUGGUUGCAGCAAUUACUUCAACUACAUGCAGUGUCAGGAACCUCCAGAUCAGGAGUAUUUUUCUGCGUUUGUGACUCUAUCAGAAGUCCGUCGUUCCAUCCACGUUGGGAAUCUCACGUUCAAUGAUGGCUCAGAUGUUGAGAAGCAUCUGCUUCAGGAUGUCAUGAAGUCGAUCAAGCCCUGGCUCGGCGUCCUCAUGGACAACUAUAGAGUGUUGAUCUACAGCGGACAGCUUGAUGUCAUCGUUGCAGCCCCUCUAACGGAGCGCUUCCUGCCCACGGUGAACUGGACCGGAGCGGACGAGUAUAAAAAAGCAGAGCGCUUCCACUGGAAGGUCCAGCCCAGUGAUACUGAAGUGGCAGGAUAUGUGCGACAAGUAGGAGAGUUCCUUCAGGUGAUUGUGAGGGGAGGCGGGCACAUUUUGCCUUAUGACCAACCAGAGAGAUCUUUUGACAUGAUUGACAGAUUCCUUUCAACAGAUGGAUUCUCCUCACACUGACACACUAAACUCUAAUAGAAAGUAUAGCAGGGCUGUCAAACUCAGUUCCUGGAGGUCCGGAGCCCUUCAGAGUUAAGAAUCAACUCUAAUAAAAGUCAAGUCCUUCAGACUUACUUGAAAACAGGGAUGGAACCAAACUCACCAGGGCUCCGGCCCUCCAGGAAUUGGGUUUUUGGCACCCCUGAUGUAAAGUUACCUCUGAAUGAAUCAUAGUUCAAAUGUGUAAUGUGUGUUUCAGUGCAGAAGUCUGUGUGCUGUUAUGAAAAAGGUUAGGGGUUAUAUUUUUAUCAUGCUGAGUGUUAAGUGCUGGGGGUAUGUUUUUAUUGUACAUGAUAAAUUUUUGAUUAAAGUGUGACUUGAUUAUAAUGUGCUA